CAUGAGAAGCUCCCUCCCUUGCCAUUCAUUGCAUUUAAACAAUGAAACAUUAUAGUUUCUUAGAUCACUCGACUCAAGUAUUUAACACUGAAAUUUCAGUUACAAUCGAACCCACUAAGCUUACUACCCUUUAGUGUCUGUAAAUCAUGAUAAACAGUACAUGUAUUCAAGUAAUCUUUUGAGGUUUCAUUUAAAAAUCUCAUCCAUAGGUUUUCUAAAAUCAACGGUUCAAAUUCACUUAAACCUAUUAGUGUUUUGGGUUUUAUGAGUUCAUGUGGCAAGUUUUGCAGCAUUGUUACAGAACAGAUCAGAGCUGUUCUAAAAAAGUUUUACUGAGAAUCUCAUCAAAGAUGUCAUCACUGGCAGGAAGACCGUCAUUGCCAUGGAUGUUAUCUACGCAGUGAAAAGACAAGGCACCUCACUGGAUGGAAGAUGGGUCACGUUUUGGAUUGUUACAUUGGCAUUUGAAUCAACUUGAUAGAUUUAGGGUUUUUAGAGUUUUAUUUGGAGUUAUCAACAUAGCUGCACAGAAUGCUCUGAAGGGGGCUUAAGGUAUCUGGAGCAAUGCUUUAUUGAGACAAGAGGCUCAAAAGAGACACAUUUGUUGCAGGGUUUUCUAUCGUUUAAAAUGUUAAAGCAUUUAGCAAGAAAAGUGUGGAACAAUGGGGGACAUAGAUUAAGCAGAGGUCAUCAAGGUGCCUCUUCCGUCUUUGCAAGGGACAUCCACAGUGGAAAGCAAGCAUGUCAACCAAGAAGCUUUUUUGGUGUGGAGGAUUUUGUGGAUCAUGACAACCCCAAACCGUAUACAUACAUGAAGGCAAAAGUAUCAAAAAACCCAAAUAAACAUAUAUCAUUUAAGCAACGUACAGUUGCCUUUAUGCAGCCCUUCACAUUGGAUGUAUUCAUUUCAAAACGCUUUGUUUCUGCGUCAAUUACACAUAGGGUCACAUCCAAGCAGGUAGCAGUUGCAGGUACAAAUUCCAAAGAUAUCAAGGCUAUAUUACGGUCUAAAGCAGAUAUUCCUGCCUGCUUGGCAGUCGGUCGAAUCUUAGCUGAAAGAUCAAGAGAGGCUGAUGUCUACAGUGCGGUGUAUACUCCCCGAGAUAGAGACAAGUUUGAAGGGAAAAUAAGAGCUGUUGUCCAAUCUCUUAUAGAUAAUGGUAUUGACAUAAAAGUAUAUCUAAAUUAGCUCUAGGAUAUCUAAUGCACACAUUUUAAUUUAAAAUUGGGCCUUGUUUACUAUGCGUAUUUUAGCUGUAGAGAGUUUGUUAAUUAUGUGGACCCUUUUUCAUGUCUGCAUGUACUAAAAGUUGUUCAUAAAGAUUCUCAAAUGUCACAUGCACUCAUUAAUUUAAACUUUGAUUUCUUCUUGUCAA
Cryptomeria japonica (Japanese cedar) is the source of this 1376-nucleotide messenger RNA. RefSeq lists its product as uncharacterized. Gene Ontology annotation, biological process: translation. The transcript is spliced from 4 exons. Lineage: Eukaryota; Viridiplantae; Streptophyta; Pinopsida; Cupressales; Cupressaceae. The record is from RefSeq and is a predicted model, not a curated record. Gene Ontology annotation, cellular component: ribosome. Bases 629 to 1189 code for a protein of 186 amino acids. Gene Ontology annotation, molecular function: 5S rRNA binding; structural constituent of ribosome.